Paramuricea clavata is the source of this 3574-nucleotide messenger RNA. Lineage: Eukaryota; Metazoa; Cnidaria; Anthozoa; Malacalcyonacea; Plexauridae. The record is from the annotation of a GenBank genome assembly.
AAUUAGUAUGCUAGGGAUUUAAUUUCGGACUGUGAUCAAAAAUUAUUGCACAGGCAAUCAGUAAGCAUUGUUUCUGCGGUGUUCUGUAACGAAACAUCUUGAAGCGGGCAAAAGCAGAAAUCUUUUGUGGGCGCUGGAUACCAAAAUGAAAAUAUUUGCAGUCAUUGUGGUAAGUUUGUUUUCUAUAUUUUUUGAAGACCGCGUCCCUUUGCUUUUCUCAAGAAAAGCACGAUCAAAGGUUGCCAUUUGAUUUCAGUCAGAAAAAUAUUUGUUAUACCGUGACAAAUUAGUGACUUUGAAAAACUUUGUUGAGAAUGAUUAGUUUGAACCACAUGGUUCAGUCAGUGAAUUUAAAAAUAAUACAAGAACUUUAUUUUAGGCAUGAUAGAUUAAGAUCCAUGCAGUGUGGUCAUCCCUUACUGUUUAAAACUGUUCCUACAUAAGAAGUAGCACAGAAUGAAGAUUAUUUUAUCGGAUAUAUGGUGCUGUUAGGCUCCCUACAAAUCCAGUAUAUAAGAUGGUCCAAUGUUCUUGGUCCAAUGUUAUCACUGGAAAAAGCCGCACCGCCCGGAGAAAACAUGACGCAAAUUAAGUCGGCAAUGAAUCUGUUGUAAAUCUAUGCCUUAUUUUUUAAAAUUUUUUUGUGCAAAAAUUUUUAUAAAGCGUUUUCUAAAUUUUCAGGUGGUAUUCUUCUUCAUUGGAUGCAAUGGAAAAUCCAUUCAAAAAAGAGAUAUCGAUGGUAUAUAUACAUUGACUGGCGUACAUUUAUCCAGGAUCGUGACGGGGGUAAAAUGGGCACUGCAUGGGAUUUGCCUUUUUUGAACUGGAAAACUGGGAUUUACUGCACUGGGACUGCGAUUUAACCGCUGAAAAAGGAAUAAAAAGUUUUGGAAAUGGAAAUGAGAUUUCUCUUCUUGAGUGGUCUCCAACUCUAGUUUUUUGUACAACUGCUUAAAGUCCUUUAAUAAUCCUAUUUUUCAAAUAAAAAUAAUUAAAUUAUUUUUAAUUAUUAAAUAAUUAAAUAUUUCCUAAUAAUAAAAUAAUUAAAUAAUUUUUCACCUGAACACGCCUUCUUGCCGCGAGCAAGCCUAGCCAAUCCUUUCUUUUUUUAAAUCUCCAAAAUGGAUAGGAUUUCAAAUUUCGUAACUGGGAUUUGAACCGAAAUUAUUCGGGGAACUAGGACUGGAGCAAAAUACUGGCACCUGAGAUGUGGUACCCCCUUUCACGACCCCCUAUAUAACAUUCAGCUUCAGUUGCACUAAAUAUUUCCAAAUGACGCUUGACUGUAUACGUGCUUUCGUCAGUAAAAGCAGGUUAUUAUUUUUAAUCUUUUAGAUUCCGAAAUUGAGGAAGCAGUCGAAGAAUUCGAGUACGUUUUAUGUCUUCAAUUUCAAAAGAUUGAACUUUAAAUACUACAUAACUAUAAUUAAAUUUUAACAAGCCAAUGUAAACAGCAGCAUUUAAUCAUUUAAUUUAGGGAAGACAUGAUGAAAAAUUCCCGAGGAUAUUUGACAAAGGUAUAUCUUUUUCUUGUGCUAACCAUGGCAACUGGUCAUGCUAUGCUAACAAACCGGCUGCAUCUAUUAAAAUAUGUUAAAAAGACAAUGUAUUUGUAAAUGUUUAAAUAAUGCAAAUCAUGAAAAAUUUGCAUAGCAUGAUCAGUUGCUAUGGCUGUAUGACUCGCUUCGCCAAUAAUUCAUCCGAAUUUUCAUAAUUUUUCCAGCACUUGCCCAACUUUCCUGGCAAGGAUCGUCGUGGUUUUUUAAUUUUAAAUUGUUAAUUUGGUAAUCCCUUGUAAACAUUAAUAAUCUCCUCCAACAAUACCAUUCAUGCCUGCUUUGUUCUUCUGACGCACGCGUCAUAUUCUCACUUACCAACGAAAGCUUGUAUAUAUAUAAUUAAAUGCAGAUGAAUUGGUUUUGUGAUAGCAGUCACGACUGGGAACAGUUGUUGUGUGCGGUAUAGUAAUUUGAAAUCUUCCUUAGAGACAUUAUAUAAUUAGAUUACAUUUUUUUUCUGGGGAGCAUGCUCUUUGACUCCUCCCCCUAGAACUUUGUAUAGUCAAAACAGUUAAGUAUAUAUAUUCGACUGUUCUUACAGGACAUGCAGACUCUAUUGUGAAAGUAAUCCGCGUAUAUGCAAUGUUUGUAUAAACCUACUAGUAGGCUAUCACAUAUCGUGCCUUCUGAUUGGCUACGCUACUAGUAGGCUAUUAGUGAUAGCCUACUAAUAAAAAUUCAAAAUGGCGGAAAGUUCGCGUUUUGCACUUUUGCCAUUUUUUGGACGACUUGUUGAACAAUUCUGUACUAAAAAACCCCGAAAAAACCAACAGAAAUAUGGAAUGGCAAUUUGUAAGGAUAAGAAAAUAGACAAAAUUAAUAACAUACACUCAAUGAAAUUUUAAAAUUAAAACUGAAUUUUGUAAAACAUUUUACGCGAACAAAAACUAAAAUAUUUGUUUACCUUUAAUGGUUUUAUAAUGUCUUUUGUGUAUUUUUGUAUUGUGUUUGCACCCUGGUUGUAAAUUAAUGUUAAAGUUUAUACUAAAACAAUUAGACAACUUGGCCUCGUUGUCUAUGAGCAGAUAGUCAACUCGGCUUCGCCUCGUUGACUAUUCGCUCAUAGACAACCAGUGGCGUAACGCAACCGCUGGGGGCCCUCCGUCAAUCGGCCACUUUGGGCCCUUUGCUACACUAAAAAUAGGCUCCAAAAAUUUUUCUCGGAACAAUUUUUUUUUUGGCGACCUCCCCCGUCGCCAAAAAAUUUUCGGACAUUGUACCAUUUUAGAACCAAAAUUUUUUCCGGACAUACCCAAUGAAAUUGCAAUUAAUUCAUUCUAGUAUCUCGUCCUUUACCUCAGCCGCGACGUACUUAAUCCGUCGCAGCUUCGGGAAAUUUCUCGACGGAUUUUGCCUUUUCCAGACAAUGGGUUUUUUUUAUUCAAUUCAAUUCAAUUAAUUCAAUUCCUCAGAAAUGUGCUAUCAAAUUUUUUAAGGUCAUUUUUGUUGGGGGCCCCUAAAGUUCGGGGGCCCCCCGUCUCUGGACACCCUGACACCCUCCCGUUACGCCACUGUAGACAACUCGGCCUCGUUGUCUAAUUGUUAAUUAGUCAAAAUUUAGUAAAUAUGCGCAAUCAUAUACAUAUAGGCUUAAGGCUGACUUCCACUGUUGCGUAUUUCGUACGCACGUACACGCACGUAAAACUUUGAAUCCUUUUAUUUUUUAAAUAUUUUACAAAUAAGUUAAAAAAUGCAUACUAAAAUUUGCGAAACACUAAAUUGUGUUGCUUUAUUAAUUUGGUUAUUUCAUAAGUAACAUUUAAACGGAUUUAAAGUUUUACGUGCGUAUACGUACGUAUGAAAAACGCAAUAGUGGAAAUCAGCCUUAAUAGAGACCACGUAAUGACUCAACAAAACUAUACUUCACCCCGCCCAUUGAAGAAGGCGUAGCGCAGCCUCUGUUUCUUUGUUAGUAUAUAAACGAAGAAGAAAAUGUGUCCGGGUACUUGACAAUCACUCUUUUUUUUGUAGUCCCUUUCAAUUGUUGAAGAAUUUGUCUCAAGUAUAUUUGAAGG